Molecule: messenger RNA, 795 nt
Organism: Sclerotinia borealis F-4128
Lineage: Eukaryota; Fungi; Ascomycota; Leotiomycetes; Helotiales; Sclerotiniaceae
Source: the annotation of a GenBank genome assembly
AUGAACCCAAACGAUAUGUACAACUUUAACGACUCAGAAGAUGAUUGCCAGACAACUUCCAGCAGCGCAGAUAACUUUCUUAACCAAUCUAUGAACAAUUCACAGAAUACGAAUACGAGAUGGGGAAGGAGAGGUGGUGCAAACUCCACCCAGUAUGUACAGAAUGUGGCAUUUCAAGUACCAGUUAUACCCUCUGCACGAGAGUAUCAUCAACAAUUCCAAAUGCAGCGUCCAAACCAGGACGAAUACUUCCAAGACCCGAGAGAGACACGAUUUUACGGUGCAAGGGGUCAAGGGUCUAGCAGAGAUAUAGUCGAUCAAGAAUCACAACCUGUGGAACGGGAGGUGAGACGGGAGGCAAGAGGUCACUCAGACAGACAACACGAUGGCCCACCGCAUGCUAUGCAAGACUUGAAUACGUCUCCUUCUGAAUCGCGCAAUGAUGUCCAGUCUUCCGAUCGAUCUGAGAUAAUGACUUACCCAGACCUAUUCUAUUUCGCAGUGUGCUCAUCAGCACAAUUAUAUCAACUCAGACAUUACAUUCUGAAAUUCCCAUGUGUACCUUCAAAUGGUGAUGAUGAAUGGAGUUUUGACUUUCACAUCAACAACAGGGACAUGUCCCUAUCUCUUCACCCUGGUAUAUGGGUUCUCAUGGCGUUUGGAUUAUUGGAGUCGGGUGCAUGGAUGCACGCGAUUUCAUCCAAUUCCGACCUGGAAUUGUCAUCAACCUGUGGAACAAGUUUAUUUCUACAUGCGGAACAUAUUCUAUCAACUGCCCUCAAAUCAUCACUCUGA